Molecule: messenger RNA, 1521 nt
Organism: Nematolebias whitei (Rio pearlfish)
Lineage: Eukaryota; Metazoa; Chordata; Actinopteri; Cyprinodontiformes; Rivulidae
Product: rab9 effector protein with kelch motifs
Exons: 17
Coding region: 1-1521 (506 amino acids)
Molecular function (GO): protein binding
Source: RefSeq, a predicted model, not a curated record
AUGGCUUUAGCUAGCGGUCACUGGGUGGAUAAAGAAGUGAGGGGGGACCGUCCGAGUCCUCGACACAGCCACGCUUUAGCUGUGGCUGGAAAUGUUGCCUUCCUUUUCGGGGGCGCCUGCAGCAUCAACCAACAGGACACUCCUGUUUACUUCAGUGAUUUCUACAUGCUAACAGUUUCUCCUGAUGACCUGAGCUGGGAGCAGAUUCCUCAGAACGGAGAAGUUCCACCUGCCAGAGCAGGACACACACUCUGUGUUGUUAAGGGGAAGUUGUACCUUUUCGGAGGAGCCUCCAGUCCAGAUGCCACUGAGUGCCUCCCACGAGUCUACAGCUUUGAUGUUGUGUCUCUGACCUGGGAAUGCUUAGAGACUGGUGGCGUGGCCCUCCGGACUCUCAGGUACAGCUCUGUCGCCAUGGGAGACAACAUCUACGUGUACGGAGGCGUACUGAACCAGAUUCCAACUGACAACCUCAUGGUCUUCAACACUGUGUCUCUCAUCUGGACUCCGGUUAAAACCAGUGGAUCCCCUCCUCCGGCCCUGGAGUCUCAGAGUUUUGCUCUAUGCGGGAAUCAGAUCUUCAUGUUUGGAGGUUUUGGAGCAGGAGGAGAAUUCUGUAAAGACCUUUAUGUUCUUAAUACAGAGAGUCUACUGUGGCAGAAAUGUGAGCUGAAAGGAGAAUCUCCAGCUGCCUGCAGUGGACAAACACUGACUGCUCAUCACGACAAGGACAUCUACAUGUUUGGUGGCAAAAUCACAAAUGAUGACGGCUCAGAAAUAUUGUCCAAUGAAAUCCAUAAACUUAGUAUCGCAAAGAUGAAGUGGAAGGUUCCUCUGUAUGUUGGGAUUCCUCCAGGUCGUCGGCACAGCCACGCCGCCUUUAUCCUGCACAGCCAUCUGUAUGUGUUUGGAGGGAAGAAUGAAGAGCAUGAUUUUAAUGACCUCAAGGUGAUGAAACUCAUUAACCCCUCGGAGAGACAACCAGUGAUGAAGGAGAUUCUGUCAGAGUUCGGUCUGCAGGGUGUGGGCCACAGCUUCACCCCCACCAAAGUUCCCAACGUUCGUUAUGAUCUGAGCGAGCCGGUUCCAUCUAGCCAGCCCAGGACCACGGCAACUCACAUCCAGGUGUUUGCCCACAGAGAUUUCAGCACAGUGCGAGAUCAGGCCAUGAAAAUGAUCCAGACGGCCUUCAGCCUACUGGACCAGGAGUUUCAGAAACUGGAUCAAGAGAAGAUGGAGCUUUCUAAAUCGGCUGUGGCUCUGCAAAGAGACAAAGAAGCUCAAGAAGCACAAAGACAACAACAACAACAGGAGUUGAAGGAGAUGUUGGAAAGGCAUCGUUCUCAGAAUGAGGCGUGGCUGCGAGCGAGAGCCGAGGAGAAUGACCGAGAGAGGAGGGAGCUCUGCAGACUCCAAGAGGAGGUGUUGCAGGAACAGGAGAGGCUGAAGGAGGAGCAGAUCAGCAUCCAGAAACGGAGCGAACACCUCCUGUCCAUCAUGCAGCAGUUUAAAGGGAUGUGA